Messenger RNA from Phytomonas sp. Hart1, 231 nucleotides. Lineage: Eukaryota; Euglenozoa; Kinetoplastea; Trypanosomatida; Trypanosomatidae. The record is from the annotation of a GenBank genome assembly.
AUGACCGAUUUCCAAACUAAAUAUCUUUUUGGCAAUUUAAUACUUGGAAAUGCCAAAAUUCUAACCAUUAGGGAUUCUUUAAACUAUAAAACCCCUAUGAAUCUUACCCCCAUAACCGAACAUGAAAAUGAUUUUGCCAAUUUACCGGAAUCAAAACCAAUUGAAAAAAAGCACACCCCACCACACAAGACCAUAGAAAACAAAAAGUUUCUAAUAUCCAAACGAAUUUGA